This is a messenger RNA of Cajanus cajan (pigeon pea), 1554 nucleotides long. Its product is annotated as UPF0481 protein At3g47200. NCBI's taxonomy places the organism in Eukaryota, Viridiplantae, Streptophyta, Magnoliopsida, Fabales, Fabaceae. The record is from RefSeq and is a predicted model, not a curated record.
AUGGAUUAUCAAAAACUUAUCAAUGUUGACAACACCAGUUGGAUGAUUCCAAUUGAAAUGAUGUUGGGUAGUAUAAUUCACAGAGAAGUUCAGUCAUGCAGCAUCUCCAAGGUUCCAGACAGAAUUCGCAAGCCAAACAAUGGAGCAUACAAGCCCCAGGUUGUCUCCAUUGGACCCUACCACAGGGGAUCCGAAGGCGAAAACGAUCUCAUGUUGAUGGAACAACCUAAGUGGAGUUACAUGUUGCAUAUUCUUGGACGUUCCCAAGAACAAGAAAAUGGAAAAACCGAGGAAAGUCAACAGGGACCAGAACAAGAAAAUGGAAACGCCGAGGAAAGUCAACAGGGACCAGAACAGGAAAACGAAAACGCCGAGGAAAGUGAUCAGGGACCAAUUACGUUGAAAAUUUGCGGCACAACCAUUCUGGAGUUAGACAGCAUAAUCCGUGCCAGCUACGGAGGGAACAUCCAAACCGAACCACACGAGCUGGCCAAAAUAAUGCUACUGGAUGGUCUUUUCUUGUUGGAAUUUCUAAUCAGGCUUAGCAAGUACAUGGAUGCCUUGAGCGACAACAAUUAUUUUGUCCAUAGUCAUUACCAUGAUGACCCCAUAUUCGAAAGCCAGGAGAAACUAUUGUCUGUUUUGAGUGACAUGUUGUUGCUUGAGAAUCAAAUACCCUUCAUUGUUCUCAAGAAGUUGUAUAGGAGACUCUUCCCCUGUGAUGUUCCCAGUGAGGAAGAUCAUCGUGUUGCUGAACUUGCAUUGGGAGCUCUUGGCUACCCUUUGAUUACUCCUACAGCUGGCGUGGCUCACCUCCUUCACCUUGUUCAUUUGUCCAUAACAAACCAAGAGGAGAGACACGAAACGAGGCACGCGCGGCGAGAGUUGAAGUGUUGUGCUACGAGGCUUCGAGCUAAUGGAAUAAAAAUAAAACCCGCGGAAAGAAGCAAUGUUGAUUAUGCUGAUUAUUUGAACAAGUUUGAGUUUUUUGAUAACUUUGACUUUGAGAUAAAAUUCAACAACGACGAUGGGGUGUUGGAGAUUCCUCAGCUGCAUAUUAAGAAGUCAACGGAAGUCAAAUGGAGGAACUUGAUCGCCUGGGAGCAAAGCAGGAUUGGGAACAGAUGCAAAUUGACUUCGUAUGCAUUGUUCUUCCAAGGUUUGAUUUGUUGUCCCCAUGACAUUGAACUGCUUGAGCAUGUCGGGGUUUUAGUCAAUGAAUCCGAGAAAAGUAAUGAAGAUUUGCUGAAGCUGUUUCAUACGAUCUGUGAGGGAGUUGAACACAUGGAUUCGAGUUAUAGCGAAGAUUGUGCCAAGUUGAACAAAUACACGACAACGACUCUAUUAACUAUGUUGAAAAAAUGGCCUAUUGUAAUUUGGCAUCAGUGCAGAUGUCUCUUUGCGAUUAUUCUUUUCUAUUGGAAAAAUUGGUACAGCAUUUUGAUCAAGGAACAUAUCCCUACGGUUUGGAAACUCAUUGGAGUGUUGGCAGCUAUCGUGCUGCUAGGUCUCACUGUGGUACAGACAUAUUAUGCAGCACGCAGCGAUAAUUAA